CUGGCUGCCGGCCGUCUAGUCUGGUCCAGCCGGCCCAGGUGCGUGUCCGGUCGCCGAACGCAGUCCGCCGUCUUUCCGUCAAGCCAAAGCGAGCAAGUGCUAGUGCCGAGCGCCGACGCUCCCUCGCACGAUUGCUUGUGCAGUGAACAGUCCAAUCGCCAACAUUUGGAACCCGCCACCGGGACGUGUCCGUCGUCGUGGGUCGGUCCGCUGCCGCAACUGUGGACGAGAGAUGUCCGUGCCGUUCAGCUUCCACGCGGUCAGCAAGGUCCGCGAGAAUAUGAACAAGGGUGACGGACAACACCAGCGGAGCAGCACCCCGCAGGCCAGCGCCAAACAGAACAGCUGGACCACCGGUCAGGUGUCUGCCGACCUGCAGUCUUACUCCAGCAAGAUGAUGAAGGCCAUCUGGGGUCAGUACAACCAGUACUCGGUGCACAACAUCAAGUCCAACCAGGCCUUGGCCGGAGCCGACGCCGCUCGGUCCCAGACUAAGUCUGGGACCGAGCGCGCGCGCGGCGAAGACCGCUUCUCUGUGGCCGGUCUGUUCUCCUCCCAGUGAACAGGGAGUCGCGAGGACACGGCCACCACGGGGGAUCGAAGGACUGACGCCAGAAUUGCGUUGACUUUUGAAGACCGCUGAGCGCAAGAUACGCUAGCCGGCUUCAUACAGGGGUGCAUAGGGAUAGGCUUCAGGUGUGCGGUGAAGUUGUUUAUGCUUGAUUAGGCUUGGUAGCGCUAUGUAAUAUAUCUGUUCGCCUGAAAUGUAUUCAUCACCAGCGUAACCGGCUUCUAUUCUAUUCGUUUAUUUGUCACCGUUUGGAACGUCUUCGCUUACGGACUUAUAUUGUGGAAUGUUAUCCUGUAAGGUGUGCGGGAAUAAAACAUGAAAACAGCU
Pollicipes pollicipes is the source of this 898-nucleotide messenger RNA. RefSeq lists its product as uncharacterized. The transcript has 4 exons. The record is from RefSeq and is a predicted model, not a curated record. Lineage: Eukaryota; Metazoa; Arthropoda; Thecostraca; Pollicipedomorpha; Pollicipedidae. The coding region runs from base 233 to 562 and encodes 109 amino acids.